Molecule: messenger RNA, 1554 nt
Organism: Torulaspora globosa
Lineage: Eukaryota; Fungi; Ascomycota; Saccharomycetes; Saccharomycetales; Saccharomycetaceae
Gene: NUG1
Product: RNA-binding GTPase NUG1
Exons: 1
Coding region: 1-1554 (517 amino acids)
Cellular component (GO): nucleolus
Molecular function (GO): GTP binding
Source: RefSeq, a predicted model, not a curated record
AUGGGUUUGAGAAAGCGUACGUCAAAGAGGGGUUCCACCCGGAUGAGGGAAGGAAUCAAGAAGAAAGCAGCAGCUCACAGACGUAAGGAAAGAAAAAAUGCCAAGAAAGAUCCUACAUGGAAAUCGAGAGUUAAAAAGGACCCUGGAAUUCCGGCAAACUUCCCUUAUAAGGCCAAGAUUCUGGAAGAAAUUGAAAUGUCCAAGCAGAGAGCAAAAGAAGAGAGAGAGAUGGUCAAACAACAAAGACUUGAGGCCAAGAGGUUAGCUAUGGAAGGCGCCGGAGAUGUGAUGGAUGAAGAUAUGAAUUCCGAUGAUGAUAUUGACAACGGGUUAGCGGCUUUGGUUGAAUCAGCCCAGAAUGCCGCUCAGGAAUACGAAGACCAGGGAGAUGACGAUGAAGCAUACCAUGAUGUGGUCGAGCAUGAUAUCGACUUUUACAAUGGCAGUGAUGAAGAGGGAUCUGAACUGGAAAAGUCAAGGAAGGCAUACGAUAAAAUUUUCAAGACCGUGGUGGACGCUUCUGACGUGAUUCUGUAUGUGCUCGAUGCUAGAGAUCCUGAGGGAACACGUUCUAGGAAAGUGGAGCAGGCAGUUUUGCAAAGCCAAGGCAAGAGGCUGAUCCUACUUCUAAAUAAAGUGGAUCUUGUCCCUCCUUAUGUUUUGGAACAAUGGCUGAAUGUGCUCAAGUCUAGCUUCCCUACCAUUCCUCUGAAGUCAGCUCCAGGAGCAACCACCUGCUCAUCUUUCAACAAGAAACUCACCCAAACGGUCACUGCCACUGCGCUUCUGGAAGCCUUGAAAACUUAUUCCAACAACAGUAACCUAAAGCGCUCCAUCGUUGUGGGUGUCAUUGGUUAUCCAAAUGUUGGUAAAUCAUCGGUAAUCAAUUCUUUGCUAUCUCGUCGUGGCGGGCACUCCAAGGCUUGCCCGGUGGGUAACCAAGCAGGUGUGACGACUUCUCUGAGAGAAAUCAAAGUGGAUAAUAAACUGAAGAUCUUAGACUCCCCGGGUAUCUGCUUCCCCAGUGACAGUAAGAAAAAGAGUAAGACUGAACAAGAAGCUGAGCUAGCUCUGCUGAAUGCUUUGCCAUCAAAGUAUAUCGUAGACCCAUAUCCAGCAGUCUUGAUGUUAAUCAAAAGGCUAGCAAAAUCAGACGAAAUGGUAAACAGUUUUAAGACACUAUAUGAGAUACCUCCAAUUCCAGCAAAUGAUCCUGAGACCUUCACGAAACACUUCCUGAUUCACAUAGCCAGGAAGAGGGGCAGGCUGGGCAAAGGAGGUGUGCCAAAUCUAGCCAGCGCUGGUAUAUCUGUGCUCAAUGAUUGGAGGGACGGAAAAAUUAUGGGCUGGGUGUUGCCUAACGCUUCUAAAGGCACUGAAAAUGGUAUUGACACACAGCCAAAUACUCUAAGUACAGGUGUGUCACAGGCGCCAGCUAAAAUGGAAGAAACCUCCAUCGUACCGGAAUGGUCUAAGGAAUUCGAUCUGGACGGAUUGUUUGCCUCUUUGGACAACGCUAUCAAGUCUGAAAAGCAGCAAGACGAGACUAUAUAG